AUGUCCAACGAUGGAACAGCAUCAGCUGGUUCUCAUCCACCGCUUGUAUCGCCUCUUCGACGUUUAUCGAUAUGUCGACAAUUAUCUGAUGUAUUGAAGUAUCGACGUAAAUCAUACUGUUCCAAUAGUAAUGAUCAUUUACCAUAUAUUCCAUCACCAUCGCCAACAUUAUCAACAGCAACUAAUUCAGCAUCAUCAACAUUUACAUUUGUUUGGAAUUGUGCAUUAACAGAAGUCGAUUCUCCACCUGGAUCAUCAUCGAAUGAAGAUGUACAUAUUCUACCUAUUCAAAUGCAGCAACGAGCAAGAAAAAAUGGCCUAUCCGAUGAUCCAAAUAUGUUAAAUACUAAAGAAAUCACAGGAUCAAUGGUAGCUGCGUGCCUACUUAAGCAAAAAAGUGUCAGCUGUGAUGACGUUGCCUUUUUAUCGUCAAGCGGAGAUGAACAGACAAUCUGUGCAAGCGGGUCAUCAUCGGCUACAUCUGCUGCAAUGUCAUAUAAAUCAAAAUGCAAUGAAAAAGAACAUGGCCUAUCAUCAUGUACACGUACUAAUAAUCGAGCACUUGCUAAAACGUCAGCUGGAAAAGAACGAAAUGAAAAACGAAAUUCAACUGGUUCGGCAAUUUUAACAAGUACUACUAAAUCAGCAGCAUCUACAUCGAAACGUUUAUCAACUCAAUACAUGGUGCAAGAUAAUGAUGACGUAAUACCAAUUAAUAUAUUAAAUAGUAAUUAUAACCAAGAAUUGAAAUCAGCCAACGCACAACAACAUUCAAGAUCAGGAAAAACAACUAGAUCUGGUCUUUUUACUGGCAGUAUAUUUACUCGAGUAAGAAAAUAUGUCUAA
Molecule: messenger RNA, 846 nt
Organism: Rotaria socialis
Lineage: Eukaryota; Metazoa; Rotifera; Eurotatoria; Philodinida; Philodinidae
Source: the annotation of a GenBank genome assembly